AUGGUUGAGGAGUACCCUUCCGAGGAGAGGACCGAGCCCUUCUCUCAGUCGGAGAUCAAUCUUCGGCUGCAGAAGAGUGUUCGGGUCGAGGAGAGUUUCGAUAGCGUCCAAGAUGACACGGUGCCCCUGGACCACCUCGUCAUCGAUGACCAACACCACAAGCAGGGCAUCCGCAUACUGGUCAGACCUCUCACCCGAAGCCGUUCAGUCAGUCCAGGUAGUGACAACUGCGAGUGGCUGGCGUUGCGCGCCGAAGUUGCAGACCCCCAAAGACCAAAGUCUCGGGUCUUGGCGGUGACUCAGACCUCCAAAGAUAUCAACUUCUCGCUAAGGAUACCCGGCGAGACUGGCGUCGAGGAGACGCGCCCGCCGCUAUGGUGUGAACUCUACUACGAUCCGGCUAGUGACAACCAGAUUCUCCUCAACAGAUCUGAUGUCCCCAUCACGCUGGCGCGGAUAUCCCCUUCAGAUCAUGAGGGGGAAGAAUACGACCAAGAGAUCGUACCAGGCACCACCAAGGAGCUUUUCCCCGCAUCAUGGAGAAUAAGCCUCUAUGGCACAGCUAUUAUGGACUUCAGGAUACUGGCCAAACGUCCUGCCUCGCUCUGGUUGCCGCGUGAGGACUCAAACUCGACGUUUGUUCUCAGCAGUAAUGAGUUGAGAAACUCAUCUGGGAAAAGAUCUUUCUCAUCCGAGGAUGGUGGCAAAGAGGACGAAAAUGCUGAGAAGCGACUUCGCACGGACGACAAAUCCGAUAAGGACGACGACGGGGUCAUCAUGUUCUACCCGCGCACAACAGCAGAGCCCUUGGUAUUUCCUCUGCCCCAUGCCGGUAAAGCAAAAGAGGUUGUCAUCCCCAAUGGCCACGCCCUCUUGGAAGUCCGGAAGGAUGAGACUGUGUCGAUCCCCGGUGGUUGCGAGCUCGACCAGUACCAGCUGACGAAGCGUGAUCAAAUCGCCACUACCGCAGCCUCUUCGGUUUUCACUGCAGAGCACUCUGAUGUGCCGGACGGGGUGAUUACAGUGAAAGUUCUCAAGACGGGGCCUAGCAAGCCAGACGCCAAGCCGCAGGAUAGUCAUCGGAAUGUCAUUCGCCAGGCCGAUAUUUGGCUGCGUGAGUAUAGGAGCCAGGAGGAUCUGAAGCACGAAUCUAUCGUAAGACUGUAUGGUGGAGAUGCACGAUACCUGUCGCUAUACAUGGAGCAUGUUGACGGCAAGGACCUGGCCGCUCGAGGUGUCUGGCGCGAUGCUGCAAACGACACUUUUGUGGGCGACAGAGGCGAUGCGAUACGUAUUCUCAAGGAUAUUGCGGGCGCACUCAACUACGUGCAUCAGAGGAAACGGGUGCACAACGAUAUCAAACCGGCUAACAUCCUCUACUCGCGAGACCGUGGUGCAGUCCUAUGCGACUUUGGCUUGUCGACUAGGACGAGUGACCUUGCAACUAAUGGUGGAACGCCAUACUAUGUGCCUCCCGAGUUCAUUGGGCAGAAACUCCGGGGAUGUCCUUCCGAUGUCUGGGCUCUCGGGGUUACGAUGCUAUAUGUUCUGAGGAAGAUCACGUUUCCGGACGCCCGCGGGAGGCAAGGUCAUCCCAAGCAGUUGUACUGGAUCAUCGCGGAGCUGAACAGGCGAACGCACCACCACCACCACCAUCAUUCCAGCAAGCAGCCUUCCGCCGUUAUACAGAUGCAGCAGUGGCUUAAUGAAGUGAACGAGGCCAAGGCGAAGCUGAACCCGCGAGAUAAGCUUCAUGGACUUGUCUCCCAAAUGUUGACUCCCAACCCGAACCAGCGCAUCACCAUGGCGAAGGUCAUGAACGAAUUAUUCAAAGAUGCCACACUCGACAAAUGA
Messenger RNA from Neoarthrinium moseri, 1854 nucleotides. RefSeq lists its product as uncharacterized. Gene Ontology annotation, biological process: protein phosphorylation; mitotic DNA damage checkpoint signaling. The transcript has a single exon. Gene Ontology annotation, cellular component: cytoplasm; nucleus. The coding region runs from base 1 to 1854 and encodes 617 amino acids. The record is from RefSeq and is a predicted model, not a curated record. Gene Ontology annotation, molecular function: ATP binding; protein serine/threonine kinase activity. Lineage: Eukaryota; Fungi; Ascomycota; Sordariomycetes; Amphisphaeriales; Apiosporaceae.